AGCUGGGAGCUAAAGUUUGACGGCGCUACUUUCACUUUCAGGCAGCCGCGUCUCCGGAACGAGCUUCCUGGGAAGCGGAACCAGACGCCGCCGUGCUCGCGUCGCCCUCGUCGUGUUCACGUUGAACGCUCCUCGGCGCCGACGCAUUCACGUGUAGCCGUUGGCGUGUCGUAGAUUGCGGCUGUUAAAGCGCGCGCGGGUCGCGUCCGUUCACCAGCUCCGGGCAGCAUGGACGGCGGCGGCGGGAGCGAGGAGAAGGGAGCCGAGAAACUCAUGGACGACUACCUGAAGACGCUGGGCCUGCAUCGCAAGAGGAUCGCCAAGGACGGCUCGUGCCUGUUCAGGGCGGUCGCCGAGCAGGUGCUGCACUGCCAGAGCCUCCACACCGAGGUGCGGGCCCAGUGCGUGGCGUUCCUGAAGGAGAACCGAGGCAGCUACGAGGCGUUCAUUGAAGGAGACUUUGAGGACUACGUCUUCAAGCUGCAGGACCCGCAGCAAUGGGUCGGCGAGGUGGAGAUCAACGCGCUGGCCGUCAUGUACAAGAGAGACUUCCUGAUCUUCCAGGAACCUGGAAAACCUGCCGUCCACAUCACAGACAACCACUUCCGGGACAAGGUGCGGCUGUGCUUCCUGAACGGGAAUCACUACGACAGCGUUUACUCCGUCGGCUUCAUCAGAGGCGCUGCCCUGUGCCAGUCCAUCUUGUACGAGCUGCUGUACGACGGCGUGUUCCAGGCGGAGCGCGGCUCUCUGGGCGCGUGCCAGCGGCCCGGCCGGCCCACCGACCUCCUGAGCGACGACGCCAUGAACGCCUGCGUCAGCAGCGACGACUCGGACCCCGAGGCCGCCGAGCCGCCGUGGACAGAAAACGUCACAAACACAACGAGACAAAACAACCAGAGGGGUCGUGGCCGUGGCCGUCUCCCUGAGAGAGUGAGGCGUUCACUGAACCCGACUCUGUUCAGGAACGUGGAGUACGACGUCUGGCACAAAUCCAAGAGAGCCCAACAGAAGUUGGAUUACUGCAUCGCAGCCGGGAUGCACUUCACCGUGGGGGACCGCUGCCAGGUUCGUCUGGAGGCAGGUGGGCGGAGCUACAGCGCCACCAUUAAGGAGGUUACCCCUAACAACGGCCCGGUGACCGUCUACUUGGAGGAAAUGGGAAAUAGGAAUAUGUCCUGCAGACAGGUCCCCCUGUGGAGCCUCCGGCCCCCCAACAACGAGAACAGCUGGAGCACCGUGGUGAACCGGGACAAGAGGCUGAGCAACGGGCAUGGAGAGUGGGAGGAGCGAGGCAAAGGGAGAGGCAGGGGGAAGAACCUCGCAGCAGCUUCAUCACCUUCGUCCUCCCCCGUUACCAUGGCGACGGCCCCGGGCGCCACUGGGCGUGUGCAGAAGCAGCACUCGUGGCCCCCGCAGGCCACUGUGGAGGAGCAGGGCGGAGCCAAGACAGUCAGGAAGUCUCUGAGCUCCGUGGAUUCCUCCGUCCUGAUGGAGAAGCAGCGCUCGGCCAAAGAGGAGAAGCACCUGGAGGAGAUCAAGCUGUGGGACGAGAACAGCUUCCCCGCCCUCGGCACUCGUGAUGGAGGGAGGAGGAGAGGAGGAGGAGGAGGAGGAGACAAGAGAACCAAGACGAAAAGUCCAGUCGAUGACGUCGAGGCUCCGGGAGAAAGACCCAGAUCCUCCUCCCCCCCUCCUCCUUCGAGUGCUCCUGCCCCCCUAAGCUCCUCUCUCCCUUCUCCCCCUAGCCCCGCCCCCUUAAGCUCCUCCCUCCCUAGCUCUGCCCCCCUAAGCUCCUCCCUCCCUGCUCCCACUAGCUCUGCCCCCCUAAGCUCCUCCCUCCCUUCUCCCCCUAGCCCCGCCCCCUUAAGCUCCUCCCUCCCUAGCUCUGCCCCCCUUAGCUCCUCCCUCUCUGUUCCCCUUAGCUCCUCCCUCCCUGUGUCCGCCUCCCCUCCUGCAUCCUCGCCACUGCCGCCUCCCACUUUCAUCGCCCCUAUUGCUCCGUUCUCUGGCCGUGGGGGUCUCUCUGAGUUGCUCUCAGUCCUCCUUGAACCAGAACCAGGUCUCCCAGACCCGAACCCGGGUCUUGCUAACUCAAGAGGAGAUCCGGAUGCAGGGCGACGCCCACCACCCCCAGUCCCAGGUCCAGGUCCAGGUCCCCCAGUCCCAGGUCCAGGUCUCCCACCCCCAGUCCCAGGUCCAGGUCCCCCACCCCCAGUCCCAGGUCCAGGUCCCCCACCCCCAGUCUCAGGUCCAGGUCUCCCACCCCCAGGUCCAGGUCUCCCACCCCCAGUCUCAGGUCCAGGUCUCCCACCCCCAGUCUCAGGUCCAGGUCUCCCACCCCCAGUCUCAGGUCCAGGUCCCCCAGUCCCAGGUCCAGGUCCAGGUCCCCCAGUCCCAGGUCCAGGUCCCCCAGUCCCAGGUCCAGGUCCCCCACCCCCAGUCUCAGGUCCAGGUCCCCCACCCCCACCCCCAGUCUCAGGUCCAGGUCUCCCACCCCCAGUCCCAGGUCCAGGUCCAGUACUUCUCCCAGGCUCCGGGUCCCCAUCCUCACCUCCAGCCUCCUCAGCCCUCCCAGGUGCCCCACCCCUCCCGCUCCCUCCAACCCCCCAAGGCUCAGAAUCCAACAGAGGCCUCCCCCGAGUCCACGGGCCAUACCCCCCCCCCCACCACCACCACCAGCCUGCACCGCCCCCCCACCACCAGCAGGGCGCCCCGCCCCCCCACCAGUCCAUCCCGGGCGCGGUGCCCCUGCAGCAGCUGUUCCAGGACCCCCUGUACCCCGGGUUCCCUCGGGGGGAGCUGGGCGACAUCCCCCCCACCCCCCUCUUCUCCUCCAGCUCAUCGGGGGACGACCUGCCGCAAGAUCUCAACAUAUUAAAGUUUUUCUUCAACUUGGGCAUCAAGGCCUACUCCAUGCCCAUGUGCCCCUACAUAUACCUCCUCCCCCUCCAGCAGGCCCACAACAUGCACCCCCAAGCCCCCUCCCCCCACUACCACAUGCCCCCCUCCUGGCAGCAGGAGGUGUACCCGCCGCAGUACGAGCAACAAGCCCCGCCCCCUGAGCCCCCCCAACCCGGCGACGCCCCCUUCGGCCAGGCCGGGUACCCCUUCGCCCAGCUGCCCCCCCGCAGGAUGGCCUCGCCCUCGUUGUCCUGGCAACAGAACCAGAUGGCCCCUCCCAGAGGGUACCGGGCGUCGCCCCCCUUGUCCCAGGGCCACGCCCCCUUCCCCCCCGAGGAGCUGCAGGGGGGCCGGGGGCCUCCGGAGGGGCCCGCCUCUGCUAACCUGGCUAACGCUAACAGAAGUGCCGCGGUUCCUGGUUUCGCCCUGAAGAAAGAGAUGGGGGACGGCCGAGCCGUGCUGCUGGUGGACCCGCCCCUCAGCAGAGCCCUGAUGACGCUGGUUCCGAACCCUGAUGUUGUCGGCGACGUCUCCAUGGCGACCAGAAGCUCCCCGUUGCCGGGCGACGGCCACCCCUCCCGCAGCUACCGGAGGGGCUACGGCCAGCUGGGGGCCCCGGGGCCCAUGAGGGGGGGCCACAUGGGGGCCGAGUCCCUGCUAGGGGCCCCGGGGCCCUUGAGGGGGGGCCACAUGGGGGCCGAGUCCCUGUCGGUGGGCUGCAGCACGGAGGACGACUGGGGGGCGGGACCCCGACCAACGAGCCUGAACCCCAGGGGGCCGAGGAGGUACCCCAGGGGGCCCCGGGGGAGGGGCCCCCGGAGGAGACACGCAGGCGACCCAGGGCCGGACUUAAAUUACAUCGAGUACAACCCCUCCCCCAGGGGGAGGGGCCGGGAGAGAGGAUACUAGCUCUCGGCCAAUGAGAAGAGAGGAUCGAGUCCUCUCUUCUCAUUCAUGUUGGAAAGGGGACUGUUUGUUCUUCUGUAUUCCUCGUCUCCAGUUAGCUUAGCAUGAAGACGCCGGCCCCUACGAGUGCAAUCUCAAACUUUCAGACUUUCUAGCGUCCCUUGAACGCAUCACGACGACCGAGUGCUUCGCAUGUCGGUAAAUUUACAUUUAAACAAAUUUCAGCAACAAACUCUGUGUUAGCUCUCCUGUUAGCACCGAGCUAAAGGCGCUUCCCGUUAGCCUCCCGUUAGCCUCCAGUGCCUUACGUUCGCUGCUUUUUAGCCUCUUUGUUUUAUCUCUUCAGUUUUCUCUGUAAUGUUGGGACUUUUCUAUAUUAAAUAAACUUUGGUUCAGAU
Molecule: messenger RNA, 4208 nt
Organism: Pseudoliparis swirei
Lineage: Eukaryota; Metazoa; Chordata; Actinopteri; Perciformes; Liparidae
Gene: otud4
Product: OTU deubiquitinase 4
Exons: 22
Coding region: 229-3813 (1194 amino acids)
Biological process (GO): negative regulation of interleukin-1-mediated signaling pathway; protein deubiquitination; regulation of protein K48-linked deubiquitination
Molecular function (GO): K63-linked deubiquitinase activity; cysteine-type deubiquitinase activity
Source: RefSeq, a predicted model, not a curated record